Candida dubliniensis CD36 is the source of this 1437-nucleotide messenger RNA. It is a transcript of the gene GCD1, whose product is annotated as translation initiation factor eIF2B subunit gamma. Gene Ontology annotation, biological process: cytoplasmic translational initiation; biosynthetic process. Gene Ontology annotation, molecular function: translation initiation factor activity; guanyl-nucleotide exchange factor activity. NCBI's taxonomy places the organism in Eukaryota, Fungi, Ascomycota, Pichiomycetes, Serinales, Debaryomycetaceae. Bases 1 to 1437 code for a protein of 478 amino acids. The transcript has a single exon. The record is from RefSeq and is a predicted model, not a curated record. Gene Ontology annotation, cellular component: eukaryotic translation initiation factor 2B complex; guanyl-nucleotide exchange factor complex.
AUGGAGUUUACCGCAGUUAUUAUUUGCGGGAAGGGGAAAGCCUUGAGUCCCUUUUCCCAAGUUCGUUCUACAGGAAUCCCGAAACCAUUAUUGCCAAUUGCCAACAAACCAAUGGUCCAGUAUGUGUUAGAUUGGUGUUUACAAGCCAAUUUUUCAAAGAUCAUCGUGCUUUUUGAGAAAGAGGACGAAUCUUCGGGUGUGUUAGAACAGAGCAUAAAAAAAUAUCAAGAGGAAAAAGAAUUGACCAACACCAACAAAAAUGAAUCUCAUGUCAAUAUUGAUACAAUACCUUACAACUGUGAAAAUAAUGGAUUAAUAUUAUACAAGUUGUAUCAAUUGUACCGUGAAAAUAAAGUUGCAAACAACAAUUUCAUAAUAUUGCCAUGUGACUUGAUAACUAAUUUACCACCACAAGUGAUAAUUGAAGCAUAUAGAAAUAGAAACGAUUCAGAUUUGGGUUUGUUGAUUGCGUAUAAGAAUCAAUUGGAUAUAGAAGAUAAAAAGGCGAAAAUUUUCCCUCACAAUUAUACUAUCUAUAGUGACACUGAUGAAAAUGGUAAUGAAAGUCCGGUAUUUUUGGACGCAUACACUCAAGCAGAUAUUGAAUUCCAUCAAGCAUUAAGUAUCAGAACCCAAAUGUGCUGGAGAUAUCCUGCUGCGACCAUUAGCAAUAAAUUGUUGAAUAGUGGGAUUUUUCUUGGAUCGUGCCUGCAAAUAUUCAAUGUUUUUGACGAACAAAAAGAUAAAUUUAAUGAAUCAUAUUUUGAAAAACGUUCAUUAAUGAAGAUUGUCCGUGACUUGGCUCGAAGAUCAUGGAAACAUGCAUCGCAUCAAGCAAGUGUUGGGUUUUUCAUUGUUCCCAAACAAGCUACUUUCUUUAGGUGUAACAAUUUGCCAGUAUUGAUGGAGGCUAAUAGAUACUUUAUGAAAAAACAAGCUAUUGCAAAAUCGGCAUCGCAACAGACACCCAAUAAGCAGGAUAAACAACCAGGGGCACAUGUUGGAAAUGAUUCUUUGGUUGGGGAAAAUACCGAACUAGGAGAGAAAACUAAUGUCAAACGAAGUGUAAUUGGAUCGAAUUGUAAGAUUGGUAAAAAGAACAAGAUUACAGGGUGUUUAAUUUUGGAUAACGUCGAAAUCCAGGAUGACGUGACAUUGGAAAAUUGUAUUAUUGGUCAUGAUGUUGUGAUUCAGGGCAAAUGUAAGUUGACUAAUUGUAAUGUGGAAAGCACGAACGAAGUGGCUCAUAAUACCCAAGCCAAGAAUUCAAAUCUAUUGUGUUUGACCUUGGAAGGUCUAGUAGACGAAGACGAUCAAUACGGCGAUGACAGCGGUGAUGAAGAGGACACGGACGAGUACGAUAGCACUGAUGAAGAAGAUGAGAGCGAGUUUGAAGACGAGUACACGGGAAACGAGGAUGGUUUAUUUGCCUAUUAA